This is a messenger RNA of Alternaria ventricosa, 1263 nucleotides long. RefSeq lists its product as uncharacterized. Bases 1 to 1263 code for a protein of 420 amino acids. NCBI's taxonomy places the organism in Eukaryota, Fungi, Ascomycota, Dothideomycetes, Pleosporales, Pleosporaceae. The transcript is spliced from 3 exons. The record is from RefSeq and is a predicted model, not a curated record.
AUGCCCGAUGAUGCACAAAAUGCUCUCCUCUUGGAGGGUACAGCCCCCAUGAUUGAGUGUCUGUGCCGGUUGAGAAAGGCUGGCUAUGUUGUCGGUGCCAGCAUUGCUGGUUUUGGAGAUGACCGCGGCUUGGUAGACGAAUUCCAGUAUCGUCUAGAAGAGAUGGAUGCGUUGGAGCAGGAAACAAACUGCAUGCCUGUGAACGUCACAGGCAUGGCUUGGGGAUCGACGAGCAAGCCUUACACAAGCACCUCCUUACAAAACGCCAUUAUGACCACCAUCGGUGUCGUGAGCUCCGGCAAUUGGCAUAUUGAGGCAAAAAGGACCCUCAACUCGAUUGUCAGGCUUAGCGAGGCUUUCCAUGACAAGGCGGCCAAGCUUGACAAGAUGAAGAAAGCGAACCCCAAAGCGAAGCUCAUCCAAGAGAAGCAAGCGUCGAGGAAGGCUGGACGAGAGCUACGCCUGGCACGGACUAGCUUCACCGAUCAGAUAGAGGCUCAGGCCAAGGCCAGCUGUCGCCCUUUCUGCGAAGCCGUCCAUGAACGGCUGCCGCAGGAACUACGCGACAUCAUUGCUCGGCAUCUUUUGACCGAAACCUCCGUCACUUUCCUGUCCAGCAAAGAUGGCAAGAUUUCUAUUGUCAACGGCCUCUCGACUCUACGACACGCUUUCGAAGAGGAGUACACCGGUAUCGGACUGCACAUGGACAUCAUAAGUGAGCUGCUCAAGCAAGACGCCCGUUUUGACUUUCGCGCUCGACACGAGCUACUGGGCAAGGUCUUUAAGCACUACGCAGCUGACGAGCGCGGUGGCCUCGAUCUUGCUUGCAAAAUGAGAAGGUUGAGUCUGGUAGUGACGGAGCAUCAUUUGGAAGACCGUGAGAUCGUUCUCGCUCGCCUAGAGGAACUGUGCAGACUCAGCAAAGGCGCCAAGAUCUUCAUAAUCAUCGAGACGGGUCACGGUACAAAGGCUCAAACUGUCCGCCAAGUGCGACGCGUUCUGCGUGCUUUCUUCGAGCUGCUCCAACGCCUUCACAAUCUCAGCCUCCACAUACAUAUCGUCGUUGAUCCGGCUUAUUUCGCUUCGCGUGUCAAGAACGAUAGCGAUGAUACCUUCUCGGUUGUGCAUGAAGGUCCCUGGAGGUACGUCAUGACGCCGAAAAAUGCUACAUUCACGGUCAAGGGCUUCGAGGAGCGGCUAAAACAUCUCUUUGGAACAUAUGGGGAGCACUGGAGUUCGCGAAUUCCUCUUCAGGUUGGAUGA